GCUAUUUUAGGGGUUAAAAGCUGUAGUCACCGAUGCGUAUAUAUUAGGCUGUAUUCAUAGAACACAGCUUGUAGCCUGACUCAGGCUAUUACAGUCUAACUACAGUGACCAAUAGAAAGAAAAGAAGAUCCAAGAAAGCUGAGGCAAAUGAUGACUCUAAAAGUCUGUCCAAGCCUUUUGCUAUUAUUCUUAGCUCAUUCUGUGUGGACUCGAACUGUGAGACAAGUUUAUGAUGACCUGGAUCCUGAACAUUGGUCUCACUACACUUUUGAGUGUCCACAAGAAUGUUUUUGUCCUCCUAGUUUCCCCAAUGCAUUAUACUGUGAUAACAAAGGUCUUAAAGAAAUACCUGCAAUCCCAGCAAGAAUUUGGUACCUCUAUCUUCAAAACAACCUAAUUGAAACAAUUUCAGAUAAACCUUUUGUGAAUGCCACUCAUCUCAGGUGGAUAAAUCUGAACAAGAAUAAAAUCACCAACAGUGGAAUUGAGAGUGGUGUGCUGAGCAAGCUGAAAAGGCUGCUUUACUUGUUCCUUGAAGAUAAUGAAUUGGAAGAGGUGCCUGCUCCAUUACCAGUGGGCUUGGAACAGCUAAGGCUGGCUAGGAACAAAAUCUCCAGAAUCCCAGAAGGAGUCUUCAGCAACUUGGAAAACCUUACUAUGUUAGAUCUGCACCAGAACAAUUUGUUGGACAGCGCUCUUCAAAGUGACACCUUCCAAGGACUCAAUAGUCUUAUGCAACUCAACAUAGCAAAAAAUUCACUCAAAAAGAUGCCUUUAAGCAUUCCAGCUAACACACUGCAGCUGUUUUUAGACAACAACUCCAUUGAAGUGAUACCAGAAAACUACUUCAGUGCAAUACCCAAAGUGACUUUCCUUAGGCUGAACUACAAUAAACUAUCUGAUGAUGGUAUUCCCCCAAAUGGGUUUAAUGUUUCAUCUAUUCUAGACUUACAGCUGUCUCAUAACCAGCUCACUAAAAUUCCACCUAUCAAUGCUCGUCUUGAGCACCUUCACCUUGAUCACAACAGAAUCAAAAGUGUCAAUGGUACUCAGAUAUGCCCAGUCUCAAUCACUGUAGCAGAAGACUACGGUUUUUAUGGUAACAUACCUCGCCUCCGCUAUCUACGCUUGGAUGGAAAUGAAAUUCAGCCUCCAAUUCCAUUGGACAUCAUGAUAUGUUUCCGACUACUGCAAGCUGUUGUCAUAUAAACAUAUUGCAGUGUCAGUCUUGUGCUGUGAGAAUUCUAAGAUACAAGUUUUACUGGAAUGGAACUUGUUCUAGCUCAUAAAUCAAGAAGUAACAGUUUUAUUUUGACUUUAAUUUGUUCUUUGCUUGCAUCUUUUCAACAGCUGAAAAGAUUGUUCUUCUUUUCGAAGAGAUUUUGGGUCUACAUAAGACAUGCUUAAUACUUUACCUAAGAAUUCCUAAUGCAAAUAUGUUGAAAAACAUCUGUUGUAAUAUCCCAAAUAUUCCAAAGAGAAUUCUUACCUACUCUAUCUGUCUUGUCAAAACCUACAACAUCUAACCUAUUAACAUCAUUGGUAUAGACAAAUUAUAUCUCCAUGUAGUUGUUACCUAGUAACUAGCAUAAAGAAUGUGGAUACACUUGGCUAAAUAUAUGAUAGAAAAAAUCAUGUUUUACAUGAACACUAGUUAUCAAAACUGUCAGUCUUUAAGAUAGUCACUGUCUAACAAGGAACAGCCACUUAUCAUGUAAAUAAUUCAUAAAUUGUUUUCAUCCCUUGAAGAUGGGAAGACUGAUAUUGGUAUUUUAAGACGUGAAAUGUGUGAGAUUCAGGUCCCAAAGCAAUAUACCAAAUAUAUAUUUCUAUAUGACUUAUUCAGUGUGUGAUUUCAAAACUGAAGUUCACCUGUCCAACUCAGAUCCACGACAAGGGAAUAUGACAUGAAAUCUUACUCUAUCAAAGUGACAAUUUUCUGCUGUUUCAUUCUUCAGUAUUCCAUUUCUAAUGGUGACAUCAUUUCUUUCUUCAGUUUUAGGAUUGUCAUUGAGUAUUCGGUUUAUAUUUUGUUUCCAUAGAGAUAAAACCAAGAACAGUAAUUAUUACCUAUCACAGAGUAGGUGCUUCACAGAAGUUAAAAUGUCAAAUUAAUAUAACAGUAAUAAAUAUAAAAUUAAGAAAUUAAGAGAAAACCUCCCCUUCCCCAACUACUCACAACUUACUUUCGGAACUAGCCAAAUAUUUGUAUAGGAAGUGUAUCAGUUUAAGCAAAUACAACAAACUCAGAGCAGUAUUUAAUUAUCAUAUAUACGCACAUAACAACACUGGAUUUUAGAGAAGUCCAGGUAUUUAGAUCACAGGAAAUUCACAACUCACUAACAAGAGAGAUAUAAGCAAACAUCUUUGAUUUUUUUUUCUUCUCUGUUAGUUUUUUUUUUUUUUUUUCCUAAGAUAAUAUACUGGGAUUUCGAUACAUAUCUCAAAUAUUUGACUCAACUCCUCACUGGGACAGUAUGACAUUUUUGUUAUUUCUGAUAGCCAAAAUAAUAGACUAUCCAUCAGUCAUAUUAUUUCAGUCUUCUUGUAUUUGUAGAUAGAAGCAAUUAGUUGCUCUUCAACAUCAUGCACCUAUUUAUAACAUUUCAGGACUGGCCUCUGUAACAGACAUUUUAAACUAUGCAUGUGGUAUAUUUUUUCUUUGAAGAUAAAACAUUUUCUUAAAAGUAGGUCUUUAAAAGUGUUGAGAAUUGCAACUUUCAGAGUUUUUUUUUUUUGUCUGUUUUGUUUUAUUUUUUUUUUCCAAAGGCCUUUCAGAGGCCUCAGGCCUUAUUCUUCUCCAGUGCACUUCUGUAUAUAAUCCAGUAUAGAAACCCAGCAUAGAAAUAACCCCUUUUUCAGAAAUCCUAUUGUGAAAACCUUUAUUAUUGCAGUUCAUUUUAUGUGAUUUCUGGGAAACUUCUGCCCUUUUAGCAAAAUAUUUUCUGUUCCUCUAUGUUCAACCUAUAUGAAAAAAUACAGAAGAUUUAAAAAGUCUCUACAGUAUAUAUGCAUGUUUACCUAUGUUCUUUAAUUUAGUAAUAACAUAGUAAUUUAUUUUUUGAAAAAAGAAACAAUUUUGUGUGACAGUGUUACUAAUUAAAUUAUAACAACGAUCAUCUGCUUGUACUUGGAAAUUAACUUCUACUUACAACAAAGAACAAAUAUACAUAUUCCAGUGUGGAUAUUUACAGGUAUAUAUGCACAUUAUUAGCAGUCCUAAUGGACAAUAUUGAAAAGCAUCCUAAAGUUCCAGCCAAAGAUUAUGACACUUUAGGCACUAUUUGGUUUUAAAAACAACCAACAAACAAAAAAGACUAACCCUUCCCCAAAGAGAUGUCAAGAUUAUCUAUUAGAUAGAUAAUUUAAUCUAUUAGAACUAAAAACAUUCAGGGACAAUGGAAUGUGAAGGUACUGAGUUUUCUUGGUAGGGACAUUAUGUUUUCUAUAAUAAAAUUGCUGUUAAUGGUUGCUUCCCUCAGCCGGUUGAUAUAAACAGAUUUUUUUCCAAUUGAUGAUAUGUGACUGUAGGGUGGAUAGCCUUAUGAAUUCUUCAAAGGUCUUUGUCUGUCUUUGGAACAAUCUUUGUACAUAUGCGGAUUGAUCCUAAGGACUUGUAAUUGGCAAAUCCCAAUUAAUCUCAAUGAAGACAAAAGUUCAUGAUACUUCCUUGGACAAAUUUAUUAGGUUGAAGAGCUGUUGUUACCAACUGCUUUAUGUCUUACACCUUUGAUACAAGCAGCUGACUUCACAUCUGGGAACUGUGUAACAAAAAGAAAACCCCAAGUAUCCUCAUUUAGGCUAAUUUGUCCCAUCUUGAUUGCAGCACAGAAUGAAAAAUAUCUAUAGAAUUAAAUAAUUCCAUGUAAAAUGAAAAAUAGCUUUGUUACUGCACUGAUCUUCAUAAGACAAAUCAACCCUGGUUGGGGGUUGAGAAGUUUUAUUGCAUUCAUAACUCUAUUGCAAUGGUCUUGAUGUUCUAAAUAUUCUGGGAAAGUUGGAGAAAUUCCCUCUCAGAUUACAAUAACAGGCCUAAAUCACAUCAUUUUUGAAUCACAUGACUGUAUUCAUGCUCAAAUCUUUCUACUAUCACAGAUGAAUCAAACAAUAUAAAGGAAAUGGGGAACUAAAUGAUGUAGGCUUUCAGCCACACCUCAUCUAAUUCAUUUGUCAUGCCAGAAGACUAUAAAUGAAACUGUAAAACACACUGUCCUUUUCCCUAUGAAGAGGAUCUCUAAAACAAUGUAAAAAGCAUCAUUGUGCUUGCAAGUCUGAUGUUAAUUCUUCCUAAUCCAUGGUUCCUCUAACUCUCAUCACUGAUAUUUUACGGUUCAGAAAAAAUGCAGCCUCUUCCACUGCAAGGAGGGAGGAGCAGACCACUCAUCUAUCCAGUAUGAAUCCACAACUACCGUCAUAAAGUUGACAUUUGUUUCACUUAAUUACCAGAGUGCAUUACAAACUGAUUUGAAUGGAUUAUCAUGUAAAGAAGCAUCUAUGUUUAGAAGAGGUACGUAAAGAAUAAUAAGUCAAGUCACCUUAAUGACACUGCAACUAUGGUCAAUAGCUAACCAAGCCACAAAUACCUAGUGCUUUGCCAGAAAUGCAUAUUAGGUAUGAGUUAAUUUUGAAAUGAUGACAGUUAACACAGAUGUGCUAACACCUCAGCUCAGGGUAGGCAUGGUUGCACUGUAAAGAAAAGCAUAAAA
Molecule: messenger RNA, 4706 nt
Organism: Cygnus olor (mute swan)
Lineage: Eukaryota; Metazoa; Chordata; Aves; Anseriformes; Anatidae
Gene: KERA
Product: keratocan
Exons: 3
Coding region: 148-1209 (353 amino acids)
Molecular function (GO): protein binding
Source: RefSeq, a predicted model, not a curated record